CAACAGCUCCACUAGCUGCACCACUGUGCAGCCCCGCAGUGAUGCAUUAAGAUACCAGCACUAUUUUGGUUUGUGGGAAGAUACCGGACCAUGGAUGACACGGUGGGUGGUGCAGUGGUAGAAUUGCAGCCUAACAGCACCAGAGACCCGGGUUUGAUCCUGACUGCGGUUGCUGUCUGUACGGAGUUUGUACGUUUUCUCCGUGACCGCAUGGGUUUUCCCCAGGUUUCCUCCCACACUCCAAAGACGUGCAGAUUUGUAGGUUAAUUGGCCGUGGUAAAAAUUGUAAAUUGUCCCUAGCGUGUAGCAUAGUGUUAGUGUACGGGGAUCGCUGGUCAGCGCGGACUCGAUAGGCUGAAGGGCCUGUUUCCGCACUGUAUCUCUAAACUAAACUCAGCUAAAUAUGGAGGUAACAGUGUCACAGCGAAAAUGUGCAAACUCCACAUGGUGAGCUGCUGAGGUUCAGUGUUGGUUCUUGGUCAGUGGAGCAGUGAAACAGUAGCACAGGUCACUACACCACUGUGACGCCUAUUUAUUCAAAGAGUUCUGACCUGCAUUUUCCCCUCUCCCAUUCAUUUAGUUUGCUCCGAGCCUCUACAAUGUUUAUGGGUGGAGUUCAUUUUCCUGUGGCUCACCCAAGCUACCAUCUAGCUAUGAAUAACCUCACUCAAAAGCAUCAUUGAGUUCACGGCCACUUAUUGCAGCUACCUGAUACAAGCAAGCAGCCCAUGGUUUGUUUACUGAACACUGAGUGGAAAAACCCACUUCACUACAGUAUCUUUCCCUCCCCAUCCAGCCUGUCCUCAUUUCUAUUUGAGGAAGUGAUGUUGAGGAAACGGCCUCAUUCAUUGGGAUUGGUGCUGUGUGCUGAUAAGGAGCCAGUUACUAAUUUGAGUACAAAAGCAGGAAACCUGACACACAACAGUUUCCACUUCUCCAAACGGUGUCGUUUUCUUUCCAAAAAGAAUCAUUCUUUGUGUGAGAGAGGCAGAAGUGACCAGCUCACAGCCACUUUGCUGCCACAAAGAUUGUGCUGAGAUCUCGUGCUGCUCGGAGGGACCCUCGCUGUUGGGUUGAUGAUGGCCUACAACAACACAACAGCUUAUUCAAUGACCCAACAACUGCGUGAUACCAUCGUGGGUAAGAUGGGAUUAUCCUAUCCUUUUCUGUGUCUGUCGUGAUUGGGAUUGCAAUUGGCAUGUUCAUCUGGAUCCUGCUGGCCUGCCUGUCACGCAAGAAGCAAGCCAGCGCUACCAUCUCCCAGACCACCAGCCGGCGCACCCGGACAUCGCCUAACAACGCAGUGCUGACUCGGACCAGCUUCUACCGCACCAACAGCUACGAGAGGCACGGAGACAGCAACCUGCCCUUGGCGAGCACUCUGACCUUCCAACGCCAGUGGUCCCAGGAACACGCUGAUAGUUACGGGAGGAAGCAAAGCUUCAGAGCCUCCACCUUCCACCCUUUCGCUCAAAGUCCACUUGCGGAUGAGCUUGGUGGGAUUCAGUCCUCUUCCGCCCUGCUGCGUACUGACACCUCGUCCACCCUCAAUUGCAGCCUCGGUCCCCAUGAGCAACGCUGGUCAGAGAGCCGGCAGUAUGACUGUCACUCCUCACAGACCCCACCUCCUGCUUAUGAAUUUGUGGUGGAGCUGACCAAAGAGACACUAGCAUGAUGCCUCGCAUGUCAAUUGCGCAAGAUCAGCUCAAACAGCUCGAGCACCUCAUCAACAGGGGCUCGUCAGAUUUUCAGUGUCUUGAAUUUAGUAUUGGGAAGAAUUAGCUGCAAACUUUAUUUGAUCUGGUCAAAUGGCAAGAAUUGACAAAAGAAAGAAUCUUAUAUGUGAAACAAAGAAUAGAAAACGUUAGAUUUUUACAGCACCUAUCACCCCCAACAAUUGGCAAAGUACAUAUUAGCAAAUGUAUAAACACAACAGCCCAUCUAUACCUAGCAAGCUCCAACCAAUGGUAAAAUGAUAAAUGUCAGCUAAUCUGUUUAACUGAUGGAUGAGUAUUGGCCAGGACCCCAUGAUAGCCCCCCCCCCCCCCCCCCCCCCCCCCACCUGUUCUCAUUCCAUGAGUGGUCCCUUUUUCCUGAGAAAGCAGGCGGACACUCAGUUUUAUGAAUCAAUGAAUGAUUGCACUUUUAAAACUUCAUCACUCAUCCUGUACUGCACUGCAUUCAAAUAAACAACUAUUAGUCAAAGAAUGAAGAUUACACAGGAACACUGUACACCAACUCGGCAUGAUCCAAUCAAUGACAUUGUAAUAUUAGCCCAGGCGAGAUUCACCUUUAUGUGGCUGAAAUUUACGGUGUCCCAAGUCACUCAGUUCACUGCCAAUGGAAGAUGAAGCUUUUACGUACGACCAACAACCGUUUGUACUAACUCACAAAUAAAAACAGAGGCACAUCACACACGAUUCAGUAAAGAAUGCCAUAAAAAUUUCCGAGUGGUCCCAUCGAUGACCUUCAUACAGCCACGUUUUUCAAAGGUUAGUGUAAUUCUAGAUAACCUACAGGUGCUCACCAUCUGUUUCUCGAAUCAUGGACAAGUUGCAUAAUGCCGUUAUUGCAUAAACUGAUAAACCCAUAGUGUUCAGAAAGUUGAUGGGACUGGACGCACUGGACCUCCUCUAUCAUCAACCCCUUCAGAUCCAUGGUAGGUGCCAUUGAGAGAGGCUCUUUAAAGUCUGACCACUUUUCUAGCAGGCAGCAAGGGCAGUGAUGAUGCAGCUUCCACGGGGAACCACACAGGCCUUGGUGUGCACAUGAUUAUCUGUGUUAAAUGCUAUGAUGCUUUUUGCAAUGUGCCGUUGCCUAUUUCACAAAGAUUCCAGGAGAUUGGAGUGGGCUUUAGCAGCCUUGUACAGAAAAUGUUCAGCACACAAAAAAGAACAUAAAAUACAUUUUCUGGACAGAAGGACCUGAGUCCAUUUGGAUGGCCUCAUAAUGUCAAAAAGGCAUCCAAUCUCACAGAUCCACACGAACAACAAUGGGUCAAAAAACAAAUGGCUGGAGGAACUCAUCAGAUCAAGCAGACCCAAGAAUGAGUGUUGUACAAGAGGAUAAGAACAUGAACAUGAUAUUAAAUGGUUACGUAUUGGUCUUCAUUCCAAUUACAUGCAAUGCACAUUGUAUAUUAAUGCAAAAAUAACAUUCUGCAACACAUCAUUAGAUGCUGGGAUUUAGAAUCAUACUCAUAAAUGCCUUUGAAAUGUUGUUGUAGUUUCUGCCUCAACUACCUCCUCUGGAAGCUAAUUCCAUAUUCCCACCAUUCUCUAUGAAAACGUUGCCCCUCAGGUUCCCAUUAAAUCUUUCCCCUCUCACCUUAAGCCUAUGUCUUCUGGUUCUUGAUUCCCCUACUAUAGGUAAAAGACUGUGGCUCUACUUUAUCUAUAUCCCCCUGAUAUUACAUUCAGCCUCCGACACACCAAUUUAGAUUUGGCAAGUCAGCAAGACAUUGGAGUUAAGUUUAAUCACCCAACAUAGGAGAUAGUAUCAGCAACAUUGAAUAACCUGUGCAUUCUAUGAAAUCUUGAAAAUCUUGCUUGAAACUUUGAUUGUCUUCAAACAUAUGAUACACCCAGCUGGAAAUAUCCAAUCCCCGGUAAUCCUUGGUUUGAGUGGUGCUAGGUUGAAUGGAAAAGAAGGAAUCUGGGUAGAAUAUUGUGGAGGACUAGAAGAUCAUAAGAGAUAGCAGCAGAAUUAGGCCAUUUAGAGCUAUGAGGCGGCUCCACCAUUGGAUCAUGGCUGAUCUAUUUUUCCCACUCCACCCCAUUCUCAUGCCUUGUCCCCUUUGAUGCCCAAGAUUUGUUUUCCAGAUUUAUUUUAUGAGAACUUAUCAGAAUGGGUGUUGCAAGACAAUGAUCUCCAUUGUGUGAGAUGAUGGAAUCCAGAACUAGAAGGUGCAUGGAUCACCCUUUUAAUUAGCAAUGAGGAAAUUAUUUCAUCUCUCAAAGUGCCACAAUUAUUUGUAAUUCCCUAGCCCGCAGGGCUACAGAAGCAGAGUAAUUGGAGAAUAACAGAGAGCAAGCAAGGAACUGAGGCAGAGAUCAGACCAGCUAUGAUCUGCUCUUCCUUCUUCUUGUUUCAUAAGUUGUUAUGUGAAUUUAAUUUCUCCAGGUGCUAUGAUGGAAUUAGAAUCCCUAAUGUAGGACUAAAUUCAACAUGACCAUAUCUUCGGAAGUGAAAUUAUAUUUUUAUUAAAUAAUGAAACGCAGUCACUUUUAAAAGAGAAUCACCAAAGUGCGUACUUGAUGAAUUGACCUAACCCAUAUUCUCACUCACACAUACCCAUCCAUCAUCCCCUGACAAUUUUUAUAAGCAACCUGCCUACAAUAAAGGAUGAUAUACAGCAUACAGUUAUCCCACCAAAAUGUAGAAACAGGGAACUGCAGAUGCUGGUUCACAAAGGAAAGAGAUAAAAUGUUAGAGUAACUCAGGUUGAGAAGGAUCCUGUCCCGAAACAUGAACGAUCCAUGUCCCCCAGGGAUGCUGCCUAAGCCGCUGAAUUACUGCAGCGUUUUGAAUCUUUUCUUAGUUAAGCUACCAACUCGCACAUCUUUGGGUUGUGGGAGGAAACUGGAACACCCAUCAGAUAACACACACCGGCUCAUGCACCAACUCAUAUUUUGGAAAGUCAAGAUUCAAUUUCUUUGGGAAGGUCAAUUUUUCAUGAGAAAUGCUCUGUACACUUAGGAACACAGUGCAGACCUUCUCCUCAGUAAAUGUUACUGAGGUGACCUCUGAAAUUUCUUCAAAGAUUAUAUUGCCAAGACCAGAUUAUCAUGUUUUUUUAAUGUGAAUCUGGUUAAGGAGAAAGGUUGACCAAUUUAUCCUGCCAUUCUUUGAACAAACUAGACUAAGUGGGAUCCGUUAGGUCCCAGUCACACGGGAAGCCUGCCCCCCCCCCCCCCCCCCAAUGCAACCCAUUCCCCAACAUAAUAUUUCACUACUCACCUGUUCCCCCAAUGCAACCCAUUGGGGGUGUGGAGGAGGGGGGUGUGGGGGGGAGGAUGGGUGUGGCUGAGGGCAGAUGUGGG
This is a messenger RNA of Leucoraja erinaceus (little skate), 5042 nucleotides long. Its product is annotated as myc target protein 1 homolog. The transcript has 2 exons. Bases 1199 to 1675 code for a protein of 158 amino acids. NCBI's taxonomy places the organism in Eukaryota, Metazoa, Chordata, Chondrichthyes, Rajiformes, Rajidae. The record is from RefSeq and is a predicted model, not a curated record. Gene Ontology annotation, cellular component: nucleoplasm.